AUGGCCGAGGAGGGCGUCAUCGAGACUUGGCUUCCAGACAUCGUCGUGCUCUCGGUAGCCCUUCCUCACUUCCCUCUCACGGCGACCGUACCCGACAAACUAAACGGACCGUUACUCGACCGCGCAAAGCAAACAAGACGUCUCGUUCGCACCCUCGACAUCGGCAUGUUCCGAGCGGCGCCAUGCCCUCGUCCCCACCUGAAGCAUCAACCCAAUGUGAGACUUGCGCAGGAUGUUGCUCAAGAACGAGAACGAACUCGACCCCCUGCCUUUUUCCCGAUCGAUCUCCCGUCCUCAUGUCGAAGAAAGAAUCACUCUAGAGCCGAGACGACGGAGGAGUAG
Messenger RNA from Colletotrichum higginsianum IMI 349063, 342 nucleotides. RefSeq lists its product as uncharacterized. The transcript has a single exon. NCBI's taxonomy places the organism in Eukaryota, Fungi, Ascomycota, Sordariomycetes, Glomerellales, Glomerellaceae. The record is from RefSeq and is a predicted model, not a curated record. Bases 1 to 342 code for a protein of 113 amino acids.